Messenger RNA from Gadus macrocephalus (Pacific cod), 1831 nucleotides. Its product is annotated as sphingosine-1-phosphate phosphatase 1-like. Gene Ontology annotation, cellular component: endoplasmic reticulum membrane. Lineage: Eukaryota; Metazoa; Chordata; Actinopteri; Gadiformes; Gadidae. The transcript has 3 exons. The record is from RefSeq and is a predicted model, not a curated record. Gene Ontology annotation, biological process: phospholipid dephosphorylation; sphingosine metabolic process. Gene Ontology annotation, molecular function: sphingosine-1-phosphate phosphatase activity. Bases 484 to 1812 code for a protein of 442 amino acids.
GCGCCAGAAGAAGACGAUUAGGAAGAGGUGGCAAGGAAAAACGGGAAGCGGCAGGGAGACCAUCACGAAGACCUCUGUGUGGUGCAGUUUAGGGUUUGACGCUAAUUCAAACGGCAAUGAUUAACUUUUCUGAACUUUGGAAGCCCGUGAUCUACACACUCCGGCGUUCAACUUCCUGCUGACAUCCUUUCCGUUACGUUUAAAAGUCCGAUAACCGAUCGCCGACCGCACAGCGCGGUCUGCAUAGAAACACCUGGAUGGUUUCCCGAAUAUCUCGUGAUCGGCUUAAUGUUAGUGUGAUAUUGCAUCUGUGAAUGAUGCUCUGUUGUAUUGGCACUGAGCUCCUGAUAGGCAGUGACUGAUCCCCGUGUGCAGCCUACUUUAAUUCGGCCGGGCUUUUACGGAGACGAUGGGGGCUAACUGCAUGUCGAAGUAGACUGGUUUAAACGUUUUCUAUACACCCACCGCUUUAAACCUUUAGACAUGGCAUUCGGAGCGAUGUUUAUCCGGCUAUGCAACUACCUCCAAGACCCGAGCCUUGUGGCAGGGUUUCAGAAGAUGUGCGGCGUUCAGGGGACCUUCUCGGAGAAACCGAGCGAUUCGGGGGACAAACUUUCAAGUGGUGCGAGUGCGAACGAUGAUGGGGGAACACGGGAAUAUCCCAGGCAAAGAAACCACUCGGACACGGAGGAAAACCGGUCCAGGGACUUGGGUAACGGGUCAGCGGCGCUGCGGUCAAGGGAAGCCGGGGAUGAGAUGCAGGCCGCCGGCUGCGGGGGUUCAGCAGAUACCGCGAGAGCCAAGCCGCUCCGGAAGAACUCUCUGACAGGGGAUGUUGGCAACGAGUUCAUCAUCAACAACAAGUUUCUGUUUUAUUUAUUCACGUUUGGAACCGAGCUGGGCAACGAGAUGUUUUUCAUCGUCUUUUUCCCCUUCGUGUUCUGGAACAUCGACCCCCUGGUCAGUCGGAGGCUUAUUAUUGUUUGGGCCUGGAACCUCUUCAUCGGACAGUCAACCAAAGACUUGGUUCGCUGGUCGCGGCCAGCCUCCCCACCUGUGGUGAAGGUGGAGGUGUUUUACAACUCUGAGUACAGCAUGCCGUCCACGCAUGCCAUGACCGGGACGGCUAUGUCGUUCUCUCUGUUCAUGCUUUCGUAUGGACGUUGGGAGUAUUCUUUCAGCUUUGGCCUGACGGCGGCCCUCAGCUGGAGUCUGCUGGUCUGUGUGAGCAGAGUCUACAUGGGGAUGCAUUCUGUACUGGAAGUGAUCACGGGCUUCCUCUACAGCCUCCUCAUCCUGGCGGCCAUGCAGCCCAUGCUGGACAGCAUCGACGGCUUCUACGCCGCCAGCCCGUCGGCGCCGCUCGCCAUCGUGCUCUCCCACGUGGGCAUGGGCCUGCUGGCCUUCAGCCUGGACUCCUGGAGCACCUCGCGCGGGGACACGGCCCAGGCCCUGGGCACGGGCGUGGGCACCGCGCUGGGCACCCACGUCAACCACCGGCUGGGUCUCCUGACGGACGUGCCGCUGUCCGCCCUGCCCCUGGCCAUGCCCUCCGUGGGGGCGGGCCUCGUGGGGCGCUCCCUGGCGCGCUUCGUCCUGGGCGUGGCGGUGCUGCUGGUGUGCCGCAUGGCGAUGAAGGCCGUGACCAUCCCGGCGCUGUGCCGCGUGUUCGGCAUGCCGACGGGGGACGUGCGGCGCGCCCGCCAGCACAUGAGGGUGGAGCUGCCGUACCGCUACGUCGUGUACAGCGUGGUGGGCUUCUGCUGCGUGUGCGUGGUGCCCUUCGUCUUCAGCCUGGUGCACCUGGCCUGAGCGGGCGGAAACCGAAACC